AUGGCAGACCUGUUAAAUCCAAAUGAGAAGUUUGAUCUCAUCACCAGGAACCUCCAGGAGGUUCUUGGAGAGGAAAAAGUGAAGCAGAUCUUACAAGAGAGGGAGCUCAAAGUGUACUGGGGCACAGCGACCACAGGAAAACCACAUGUGGCAUAUUUUGUGCCCAUGUCGAAAAUCGCAGACUUCCUUAAAGCUGGCUGUGAGGUCACUAUUUUGUUUGCCGACUUACAUGCCUAUCUAGACAACAUGAAGGCCCCAUGGGAGCUGCUGGAGCUCAGGGUGAAGUACUAUGAACAGGUCAUUAAGGCUAUGUUGGAGAGCAUUGGUGUUCCUCUGGAUAAACUCAAGUUUGUCAAGGGCACAGACUACCAGUUAAGCAGAGAAUAUACGCUGGAUGUUUACCGCCUGUCUUCUAUGGUCACUGAGCAUGAUGCCAAAAAAGCUGGAGCAGAGGUAGUUAAACAGGUGGAGCAUCCUCUCCUUAGUGGUCUGCUGUAUCCUGGACUUCAGGCCUUGGAUGAGGAGUACCUCAAGGUGGAUGCUCAGUUUGGAGGAGUUGACCAAAGGAAGAUUUUUACGCUUGCAGAAAAAUACUUGCCCACGCUUGGCUAUGGUAAACGUGCUCAUCUAAUGAACCCCAUGGUCCCAGGGUUGACUGGGGCAAAGAUGAGCUCUUCAGAAGAGGAAUCUAAGAUCGAUCUGCUAGACUCAAAAGAGAAUGUGAAAAAGAAGUUAAAAAAGGCUUUCUGUGAGCCUGGAAAUAUCCAGAAUAAUGGUGUCCUCUCUUUUGUCAAAUAUGUCCUGUUCCCUUUGCACGGAGACUUCUGUGUCAAAAAAGAUCCGAAAUGGGGAGGUGACAAAGUUUAUACUGAUUUUGAUGAAGUGGAAAAAGACUUUGCUGCUGAGGUGAUUCACCCUGGAGAUCUGAAAGCUUCAGUGGAAGUUGCUCUGAACAAACUGCUUGAGCCAAUCCGAAAGAAGUUUGAGGCACCUGAACUCCGGAAACUCACCAACUCAGCCUACCCAGACCCUUCAAAAAACAAAUCGGUAGGAAAGGGAGCAAAGGCUGGAGGGGGCGGAGGAGGAGGAGGAGGAGGAGAUGAUGAUGAACUGGUCCCAUCCAAGUUGGACAUAAGGGUUGGAAAAGUUGUCAGCGUGGAAAAGCACCCAGACGCAGAUUCACUCUACCUUGAGAAGAUCGACGUGGGAGAGCCUGAGCCGCGGACGGUAGUGAGUGGCCUUGUGGCAUAUGUUGCAGCAGAAGACCUACAAGAUCGCAUGGUGCUGGUUCUAUGCAAUCUGAAACCUCAGAAGAUGAGGGGGAUCGAGUCACAAGCCAUGCUUUUGUGUGCUUCGAUAGAAGGAGAGCCCAGGCGAGUUGAACCGCUGGACCCUCCUGAGGGCUCAUCACCAGGAGAAAGAGUUUUUGUUGAAGGUUAUGAAACGAGCAAACCAGAUGACAGACUCAAUCCAAAGAAGAAGGUGUGGGAGAAAAUACAGGUGGAUUUGAAGAUGUCGGACGAGUGCGUAGCUCAGUGGAAAGACAAGCUUCUAAUGACCAAAUUGGGACAAAUUACUUGCAAGACUCUGAAAGGAGGCAACAUUAGUUAA
This is a messenger RNA of Knipowitschia caucasica, 1611 nucleotides long. The record is from the annotation of a GenBank genome assembly. Lineage: Eukaryota; Metazoa; Chordata; Actinopteri; Gobiiformes; Gobiidae.